Bactrocera neohumeralis is the source of this 1480-nucleotide messenger RNA. RefSeq names its product odorant receptor 63a-like. Lineage: Eukaryota; Metazoa; Arthropoda; Insecta; Diptera; Tephritidae. Bases 222 to 1469 code for a protein of 415 amino acids. Gene Ontology annotation, molecular function: olfactory receptor activity; odorant binding. Gene Ontology annotation, biological process: detection of chemical stimulus involved in sensory perception of smell; sensory perception of smell. The transcript has 10 exons. Gene Ontology annotation, cellular component: plasma membrane. The record is from RefSeq and is a predicted model, not a curated record.
AACUGGUCAUAAUCGGUUUGGGUGUGAACAUUAAUGAAAUUUUAAGUGCCAGUUUCACGCCCAUUCGCGAAGGCAAUAAUUAGACAACAAUAAUUUUUAACAGUGGCGAGCUUUGGUUGACCCAUUAUGCAUAUGAAAGCGUAGUAUUUAAGAUGCUAUAGCCAACAAUUAAGUAAUCACAUAGUAAUCAGUUGCAUAGUUAAGAGGAUAUCAUAGUCAAGAUGAAGUCAGAAAGUGUGGAAGAAAUAUUUAAACGUAAUUACAACUCAAUUAAAGUGCUUUUCGGAGUAUCCUUCAGUUUGGGUGUGAACUUGACAGCGCCUAGUAAAGUGAAAGAUGCCUUGAAACUCUUCAAUGUGAUUUGGGUAGUGACCAGUCUUCUAUCCUUAUAUGCCCACUGGAGUUAUUUCAUUCGUCAUAUUGACAACAUACCACUUUUAGCUGAGACCGUUUGCACCGCCUUGCAAACUCUCAUUUCCGCUGUAAAAAUGGUGUAUUACCUCUUCACUCAACGUACUUUCUAUCGCCUUCUGGAUCAGACUUUGACACAUGAAAUAAUACGCAAAAUAGAAAUAUUUGAACAUGACUUCCCUAUAAAUCGCCAGUUGAAGCAGGAGAUCGAUGGUAUAAUGAAUGGAGUCUGGCGUAGUGCAAGGCGCCAAAUAUUAUUUUAUUUCUGUUGUUGUGUGGGUAUUGUUUGUAAUUACUUUUUUGGCGCCUUCUUCGUGAACCUCUAUCACCAGCUGAAGCAAACACCCGAUUAUGAGCAUAUAUUACCAUUUCCUGCUCUGUAUCCAAUUUGGGAAGAUAAAGGCAUGACAUUCCCCUAUUAUCCAUUGCAAAUGUAUAUGUCUGGCAGUGCUGUCUAUAUCGCUGGCAUGUGUGCGGUGAGUUUCGAAGGCGUCUUCAUCGUGCUAUGUCAACAUGCUGUAGGCUUGGUGAAGGUCCACAAUUUGUUGGUGCUCCGAUCCGCCUCACCAUUGAUACCGGCUGAGAGGCGGAUUGAAUAUCUGCGUUAUACCAUAAUUACUUAUCAGCGAAUAAAUGUUUUUGCGCAGCAGAUCCAAACAAUUUUCAAGCACGUCAGCUUGUCACAAUUCGUACUGAGCUUGAUUGUAUUUGGUUUUGUACUGUUUGAAAUGAGUUUCGGUUUAGAGUCCAGCAUAGUUAUCGUUAUUCGUAUGAUAAUGUAUUUUGCGGCAGGAGGAACUCAAAUUAUUCUCUAUUGUUAUAAUGGUCAGCAGCUAACAAGCGUGAGCGAAGAGAUUCCGUUAGCAUUUUAUAACUGUAAUUGGUAUGAGGAAAGCGGCAAAUUCAAACAACUGUUACGCAUGAUGAUUAUGAGGACUAAUCGACCCUUUAACUUGGAGGUAUCUUCGUUUACUCUCAUGAAUUUGGCCACCUUGAUUGCGUUAUUCAGAAUGAGUGGUUCGUACUUUUUGUUAUUGCGCAACAUUCAAGAAAAAUAAACACCAAAUAA